This is a messenger RNA of Betta splendens (Siamese fighting fish), 1854 nucleotides long. RefSeq names its product cysteine-rich hydrophobic domain 1 (gene chic1). The record is from RefSeq and is a predicted model, not a curated record. NCBI's taxonomy places the organism in Eukaryota, Metazoa, Chordata, Actinopteri, Anabantiformes, Osphronemidae. The coding region runs from base 46 to 570 and encodes 174 amino acids. The transcript has 6 exons.
CGUGCGCGUGCCCGCGCGCCCGUGUGCGGCCCCGUACGCGACGUCAUGAGCGUCUUACUACCCAACAUGGCGGACUUUGAUACCAUUUAUGAGAUAGAAGACGAAGAGGAUGAACAUGUAGUGAGUGAGGAGCACCUGCCCAGGUACUGCCCGGAGCCCGUGGUCAUGCGAGGCGCCGGGCACAUCACAGUGUUUGGACUGAGCAACAAAUUUGACACAGAAUUUCCCUCUGUUCUCACGGGAAAGGUAGCACCAGAGGAAUUCAAAACCAGCAUCAGCAGGAUUAAUGCUUGUCUGAAGAAGAACUUGCCUGUGAAUGUAAAGUGGCUUCUUUGUGGCUGCUUAUGUUGCUGCUGUACAGUGGGCUGCAGUCUAUGGCCCGUUAUCUGCCUCAACAAGAGGACAAGACGGUCUAUUCAGAAGUUGUUAGAGUGGGAAAAUAACCGAUUAUACCACAAGCUGGGGCUGCACUGGAAACUCAGUAAAAGAAAAUGUGAAAGCAGUAACAUGAUGGAAUAUGUGAUUCUUAUAGAAUUCUUACCCAAAUAUCCUAUAUUCCGACCAGACUGAAGAGACCGUCAUCAGACUGGACACGUGGCCCUUGAAUCUUAUCCAUAGUGCCUUGUAUAUACAGUAUGUUGGAAUAAGGGUCUGCACUGGUGUGUCUCGUGAUGACCCAGUACAUCUCCUUGUACAUUGGAAUUUGCAACACUGUCACUUUGCUUUAGAGCAGAUUUUGCACAUUUCCUGACAACUAGGCAUGUCCCCAUCGUUGCACUCUGACGUGUAUUUGUGACAAACAAGAUAAACUCUCAAAGUGCAUUUACCCCAAAGAACCAUCAACCUCUAUCAAUAAUCCCUUGCAAAGAAUGUGAUGCCUCCCACUUCCUUAACUUUCCUUGCCUUAUGUAUGAAAAGAAGUCUACACGUAAGAGGAGGAGGAAGGCAUUGGGUAAUUCAACAAGUCUGUAGAUUUUAAUACUAUUUGUUGGAUUUCCAUUUUUGAAUCCAGUUCUUUGCAAGUAGAUGGGAUGGUUGAAAUUGCCUAACGUAAGGUGUACAUCUCCCUGUGUUUAUUCUUUCCUUAUAACCCUGUGUACAUGGGAACUAUCUAGUAAAAGAACUUGAUCUGUAAAUACCAUGUUAGAAUAAGCUGUUCAUUGGUUUACCAUUGUUUACAUGAAUUUACUUAGCUCUUUAGUUUUUUGCCAAUAUGCUGUACCAUAAUUUUGAUUAAUGAAAGAUGUCUAUGUACCUUUCUAGUUUAUAUGGACCUGUUUACCUUGUAAGCCAUAUAGUUACAAUGUAUGCCAGAGUUAGACUGAGUUUUGCACUUGAGCCCAGGAGAAAGUUGGGAUUUCAGAUUAUUCAUUCAGUCCAUGAGGUUUUUGCCAAUGAAGAUGACACUGAGUGACUCUUCGUCUGUUAAAGCUGGAGAUAGUUGGAAGAUGAGAAUUUAAAGUCUGCACUUCCACACAUUUACAUUUUUCAAUUUCCAAAUUUGCAUUGAUUUUAUACUUUUGUACUUAUACCUAUGCUGUGUUUGGACCUCUCCACGCAUUGGGAAUCACAUACAUCAGUAGUUCAUGGCAUACUGAGCAGAGGUUUUCUUUGUUUUGGUCAUACUCUCCAGUAAUAGUAUACUUUCCUGAAUCUUAGUCAAGAGAUUGCUGCGUUGUGUUGUAUUAGAGUGCCUCUGGAGUAGUUGAACCACACAGACAUACAGGUUGAAAUCUCUUCUCUUGUAAGGGAGAUUCUCAAUCCUUGUCCCAUUAUUGACUCUGUUACCAUUCUUGUAAAUGUUUACCAUCAUGACCUAAUCCCUGAGGAGAGAAAAUAAAAUGUUGAGUUGUA